Molecule: messenger RNA, 937 nt
Organism: Neltuma alba
Lineage: Eukaryota; Viridiplantae; Streptophyta; Magnoliopsida; Fabales; Fabaceae
Product: 50S ribosomal protein L12, chloroplastic-like
Exons: 1
Coding region: 109-681 (190 amino acids)
Biological process (GO): translation
Cellular component (GO): chloroplast; ribosome
Molecular function (GO): mRNA binding; structural constituent of ribosome
Source: RefSeq, a predicted model, not a curated record
UCAUCUCUUUCCUUAUCCUCUAUUUCUAUCUUGUUCGGCUCUCCCUCUUAUCCCUCGCUCAGGCGCAGAGGAGAAGCAGAAGAGUGACAAGCAGAAAGCUAAUUCGCAAUGGCGACCACUCUAUCCACUCUUACUCUUCGUUCCCCAUCUUGCUCCACACCUACUCCUUCCUCUUAUCCCUCUCAUUCUUCCGCCUCCUUCAAACCCUCCAUCCAAUUCCCCUUUUCUCCCCAUCCCAAUCUUACCCAACGAGCCACCCAUCUCCGCCCCCUCGCCGCUGUUGCCGCCCCCGAGAAGAUCGAGAAGCUCGGCGCAGAUAUCUCCAACCUCACCCUCGAAGAGGCCAAGAUCCUCGUCGAUUACCUCCAAGACAAACUCGGCGUCUCCGCUGCCGCCUUUGCUCCCGCCGCCGUUGCUGCCGCCCCAGGUGCCCCGGCCGACGCCGCCCCUGCAGCCGCCGAGGAGAAGACUGAGUUUGACGUCAUCAUUGAUGACGUCCCCAGUAACGCGAGGAUAGCUGUUAUCAAGGCUGUUAGAGCCUUGACGAGCUUGGCUUUGAAGGAGGCUAAAGAAUUGAUUGAAGGGUUGCCGAAGAAGUUCAAGGAAGGAGUUUCGAAGGAUGAGGCUGAGGACGCCAAGAAACAGCUUGAAGAGGCGGGAGCAAAGGUUUCCAUUGCUUAAACUUUAGAGUCUCUGCAGGAUGGUUCGUUGAAUUUGAGCUUUUAAUUUUUCUUCUUUAAUGUAAUUUUAUAGCUAUUUCUUAGUUGAGUACAGUGCAAUGUGAUUGUUUAUGCUUGAAUUUCAAGUCAGUUGUAAUCGAGGAGUUCUAUUUAUGAAUCACAUUCUAAUUUCAUGGGUUUGCAGCUCUUAUAUUUUUGCUGUCACUGUUUGAAUCAAAGUUGGGAGAAUAAUUCGAACGUUGAGUUUUUUCUGUUUC